AUGGCGCUCCAGGAAGCAGAACUAUUCGAAGACGAACAUCCUCUGAUUCGAAGCUGCUCUGCAUUGAACGAAAUUCGUCUUGCCCAAGACAUUAAAGACUUGACUAUAGAGGUAGCGUACCUUAGUUACGGCGGACAUUUGUGCGUGUUAGGUCAGGGACGGCGAUGUCCUUCACGUCCAUCGAAUAGUGCUGGCAGCUCGCAUCCCUUCCCUGCGAGCGUCCCUCAGUGGUCCCCUCGGGGAGGAGAAUACGGUCUUAAGGUGGCCGACAGCGUCGCUCAGGUUGGUUCUUUAGGUUUGGCUUACAACAUUUUUAGACUCGCAAAUGCGCUCGUCCAGUAUGUGUACACUGGCCGGGUGGAGAUGACACAGGAUAACGUGAUGGGCCUGAUUGUACUUGCAAGCAUGCUGAAACUCCCCGCCCUGGUGAAUUGGGGAGUGACAUUCUUGACCAAGAGGUACGCAAUUUCCCAACUAUUCCUCUCUAACUGCCUGCUCUAAAGAGUCAAUUUAGAAAAUUUGUCAGCCACUUGGGACUUUGCCAAGUCUGUGAAUAUCAAAUUACUGGCGGAUACGUGCAUUGGGCUGAUGGAGGAGCACUUUAAAGAAUUCGUACCAACUGAACUCUUUGUUCGUUUGCCGGCCGAAACCGUCCUCAGCCUGCUUCGAAGCGAUCAGCUCUCCGUGGGAUCUGAGGAGGAGGUUGUUGCGGCGAUUGCUCGCUGGACGGGUGCUGGUGUCGGUGGUCAGGCCGACGAUGAGAGGCUGAGUGUACACGCGCCGGUGAUGUUGAAAGAGGUCCAGUGGCAGCUGACGACCGUGGAAUGUCGCGAUCGCCUGAUGGAGAAUUAUCCAAUAUUUCGGGAAAAUCCCGAAUGUUUGUAAGUAGAUGCUACUUCGGUCCUGUUAUUUUUUCUUAAAAACAGUCGGCUUUUGCUUCAGGCUGAGCGGUGGAUUGGAGCUGCAGACAAGGACAAGCUGACCCGCCCUUUCAACAUAAGGCCUCCUCUACGCCGGACGGUCUUUCUCCUCUUUGGAGAGGACAAGAAUGGUCAGGAUAGGUGGUCAGUCCUUCGCGCCGAUCAGCACCUGCAGCGGGUAGAACGCGUUGCUGACAUGAAGCCGGACCGAUGGUUCGCCUCCUACAGCGUCGUGGGCGGUGAGUUGCCGGAGGGUUCUGCGUCACCUAUUCGGCGCAUUUUGUCUGUUUUUGAUUUUUUGUAUGUUGAAGUCUAGCGCCUCUUUGUGGGCAGCAUCACGGCGUCAGCAUCUUUUUAAAGAGGGUUGGUCCGUCAGUUAUUCUGCUUAGGGUCUCCUCACCCUCAGCUAGGCUCUUUAUACAUUACCUUUUUUCCCUCAUCCCCCCUCCGAAAGAGAGCAUUUUCGUUGUUGGAGGACAAGGGGAUUGCCGAGGGCUGGUUGAUGUUGACGAGUUUCUGGUGAGAGAAGGACGCUGGCGCGAACGGGCGCCCCUCGCCGUUCGACGUCAGCAGCACGCCGCCGCCGUCGUGAAGGUUCACGCCGUCGACGGAGAGGAGACGAUGAUUGGUGUUUUCGGUGGCUGCUUCAAGGAAGGGGACAGUUGGACACACCUCUCCUCCUGUGAAGUCUACGAAGUCGGUCAGAAUAGGUGAGAAGAGGCUGGUCGUGUCAAAUCUUUUGUUUUGCCAAAGUAGAUUCCACCUCUUCGCUCACUCGCCGCCCCGCUCACCCUGAACAGGUGGCAUAAAUUGCCCGAUCUGCCGGAGAAGAGGGUCGGUCCAGCUGCUGCCUGCCUGCCCGGCGACAGUCGGGUUUUCGUUUUUGGCGGCUGGCGUGGCCUCUCCUCUCAACUUGCUUCCGUGGUCUUCUGCAAUCUGCGCACAGACUGGCGGGAGGAGGCGACAUCAGCGCUCACCGCGGACUUCUGGCAGCCAGCUGCCGCCAUGAGAACUGCACGAUCCGGGCUCGCAGCGACGCCCUUUCGGGGAGCAAUCCUGGUCGCCGGUGGAUACGAUGGUCAAAGUGAUUUCAGCGUCGACGUUGUGGAGAUAUUCUCGCCGCCAGACGCCGGUAGCCCCCUCGGUCAAUGGACAAAGCUGGCCGGCAUGAAGGCUCCUCGCCGAGGUUUCACUCUUCUCCCCUCCGCCAACGCCAUUUUUGCUCUCGGUAAGGCAACACACAAACAGAUUCUGGCUUUCCUUCUCUUCUUCAUUCCCCUAGCCUACUUUGCAAGACAUGACGUUGGAGGUUCUUUAUGCGCUAGCAGUAAUCGCUUCGACGUGCAUACUGCCUAUCCUUCCUUUUCAAUCUCUUUUCUCCUGUGUUUUCUUUUUCCUUCAGUGAAACUUCAUUAUAAUUAUGCAAAAUUUGUAGGCAACUCCCACGAACCGAGUAACACGGUAGAGACUCUCACGGCACCAGGAGGUUCGGCUGACUUUGACAAUGACUUGACAUCUUGGGUUUGGUCGUCCAAGAGCCCUGUGGAGACACUUGAAGACAUUGCCGGCGCAGCAAGCCUUUGCAUCUAA
Molecule: messenger RNA, 2510 nt
Organism: Spirometra erinaceieuropaei
Lineage: Eukaryota; Metazoa; Platyhelminthes; Cestoda; Diphyllobothriidea; Diphyllobothriidae
Source: the annotation of a GenBank genome assembly